Messenger RNA from Mirounga angustirostris (Northern elephant seal), 4382 nucleotides. RefSeq names its product zinc finger protein 3 (gene ZNF3). Gene Ontology annotation, cellular component: nucleus. Lineage: Eukaryota; Metazoa; Chordata; Mammalia; Carnivora; Phocidae. Bases 337 to 3213 code for a protein of 958 amino acids. Gene Ontology annotation, molecular function: DNA-binding transcription factor activity, RNA polymerase II-specific; RNA polymerase II cis-regulatory region sequence-specific DNA binding. Gene Ontology annotation, biological process: regulation of transcription by RNA polymerase II. The transcript has 8 exons. The record is from RefSeq and is a predicted model, not a curated record.
GAGCGCGGUCCAGCGACUCGGGCACCGAGAUGCAAAAUCCUCCUGCGCUCCUAGAGAGAACCCGGAAGCGCAGCGCAGUCCCGGAAGGCGAGGUGCUGACACACUUCCGGCCUUUGUGACUCAUUGUGUCUGUGUCGAGGCGUCGGGAGGGCCUAGGUCCGUGUGCAGCGCCCUUCGGCCGGCCUGAGCCCCAGAGUCAGCUCCCCUUUCUCGCCCAGCGCCCCCAGGCCGCUCCCGGGGCUCACGGAACAGCACCGAAACAUUUCAGCAAACAUCUCCUAAGCCAGGAAGAAGAGCCCAGACCCUAUUUGGAUCAAGUCCGCCCCCUGAGCCUGAAUGAUGACUGCAGAGUCCAGGGAAGCCACAGGUCUGUCCCCACAGGCUGCCCAGGAGAAGGAUGGGAUCGUAAUAGUGAAGGUAGAAGAGGAAGAUGAAGAAGACCAUAUGUGGGGGCAGGAUUCCAGCCUGCAGGAGACGCCUCCUCCCGACCCAGAGAUUUUCCGCCAACGGUUCAGGCACUUCUGUUACCAGAACACGUUUGGACCUCGAGAGGCUCUGAGUCGACUGAAAGAACUUUGUCAUCAGUGGCUACGACCGGAGAUCAACACCAAGGAGCAGAUCCUGGAGCUGCUGGUGCUGGAGCAGUUCCUUUCCAUCCUGCCUAAGGAGCUCCAGGUCUGGCUGCAGGAAUACCGUCCCGAUAGUGGGGAGGAGGCCGUGACCCUUCUGGAAGAUUUAGAGCUUGAUCUAUCAGGACAGCAGGUCCCAGGUCAAGUUCACGGACCUGAAAUGCUCGCAAGGGGGAUGGUGCCUCUGGAUCCAGUGCAGGAGUCCUCGAGCUUUGACCUUCAUCAUGAGGCCACCCAGUCCCAUUUUAAGCAUUCAUCUCGGAAACCUCGCCUCUUACAGUCACGCACUCUCCCUGCCACCCAUGUUCCUGCCCCUCAUCACGAGGGGAGUCCCAGAGACCAGGCGAUGGCAUCUGCACUAUUCACGGCAGAUUCCCAGGCAAUGGUGAAGAUCGAGGACAUGGCCGUGUCCCUCAUCCUGGAGGAAUGGGGAUGUCAGAACCUGGCUCGGAGGAAUCUCAAUAGGGACAACAGGCAGGAGAAUUAUGGGAACGUGUUUUCCCAGGGUUGUGAAAACAGGAAUGAGAAUGAGGAGUCAGCCUCAAAGGCUGAAAUCGCAGAAGACUCAGCGUCACGUGGGGAGACAACAGGAAGAUUCCAGAAAGAUUUUGGAGAAAAACGUGAACAGCAGGGCAGAACAGUAGAAAGGCAGCAGAGAAACCCUGAGGAAAAAACAGGAAGAGAAAAAAGAGAUUCGGGGCCAGCUACAGUCAAGGAAAAAAAACCCACCACGGGAGAGAGAGGUCCAAGGGAGAAGGGUAAAGGUUUGGGAAGAAGCUUCAGUCUGAGUUCAAACUUUAACGCCUCUGAAGAAGCUCCAACGGGAGCAAAGUCCCACAGAUGUGAUGAAUGUGGGAAAUGCUUCACGAGGAGUUCAAGCCUUAUUCGCCAUAAAAUAAUCCACACUGGAGAAAAGCCCUAUGAAUGUAGUGAGUGUGGGAAAGCCUUCAGUCUUAACUCAAACCUGGUCCUGCAUCAGAGAAUCCACACAGGAGAGAAACCUCAUGAAUGUAACGAGUGUGGCAAAGCCUUCAGUCACAGUUCAAAUCUCAUUCUCCAUCAGCGGAUCCACUCUGGAGAGAAACCCUAUGAAUGUAACGAGUGUGGGAAGGCCUUCAGCCAGAGCUCAGACCUUACUAAACAUCAGAGGAUCCACACAGGGGAGAAACCCUAUGAAUGUAGUGAAUGCGGAAAAGCUUUCAACCGAAACUCGUACCUUAUUUUGCAUCGGAGGAUUCACACCCGAGAAAAGCCCUAUAAGUGCACUAAGUGCGGCAAGGCCUUCACCCGGAGCUCGACCCUCACUCUGCAUCACAGGAUCCACACAGGAGAGAGGCGGUACAUAUGUGCCGAGUGUGGAAAAGCCUUUAGUAAUAGCUCAAAUCUCACCAAACACCGGCGAACACACACUGGGGAGAAACCGUAUGUAUGCACCAAAUGUGGGAAGGCUUUCAGCCACAGUUCAAACCUCACCCUUCAUUACAGAACACACUUGGUGGAUCGUCCCUAUGACUGUAAGUGUGGGAAAGCCUUUGGUCAGAGCUCAGACCUCCUUAAACAUCAGCGAAUGCACACCGAAGAGGCGCCGUAUCAGUGUAAAGAUUGUGGAAAAGCUUUCAGUGGUAAAGGCAGCCUCAUCCGACACUAUCGGAUACACACUGGGGAGAAACCUUACCAGUGUAACGAGUGUGGGAAGAGCUUUAGUCAGCACGCAGGUCUUAGUUCUCACCAGAGGCUCCACACUGGAGAGAAGCCAUAUAAAUGUAAGGAGUGUGGGAAAGCCUUCAACCACAGCUCAAAUUUUAAUAAACACCAUAGAAUCCAUACCGGGGAGAAACCCCAUAAGUGUGAUGAAUGUAGCAAGAGCUUUAAUCGAACUUCAGACCUUAUUCAACAUCAGAGAAUCCACACUGGGGAGAAACCCUAUGAAUGUAGUGAGUGUGGGAAGGCCUUCAGUCAGAGCUCACAUCUUAUUCAGCAUCAGAGAAUCCACACUGGAGAGAAACCUUACGAAUGUAACGAUUGUGGGAAGACCUUCAGUUGUAGCUCUGCCCUCAUUCUACAUCGGAGGAUCCACACUGGGGAGAAGCCCUAUGAAUGUAGUGAAUGUGGGAAAACCUUCAGCUGGAGCUCCACCCUUACUCAUCAUCAGAGAAUCCACACUGGAGAGAAACCAUAUGCUUGUAAUGAAUGUGGGAAGGCCUUCAGCAGGAGCUCCACCCUUAUCCAUCACCAGAGAAUCCACACUGGAGAGAAGCCCUAUGAAUGUAACGAGUGUGGGAAGGCCUUCAGCCAGAGCUCCCACCUCUAUCAGCACCAGAGAAUCCACACUGGAGAGAAGCCCUAUGAAUGUAUGGAAUGUGGAGGAAAGUUUACUUACAGUUCAGGCCUUAUUCAGCAUCAAAGAAUCCACACGGGGGAGAAUCCCUAUGAAUGUAGUGAGUGUGGGAAGGCCUUUAGGUAUAGCUCAGCUCUUGUUCGCCACCAGAGAAUUCACACUGGAGAGAAGCCUUUGAAUGUAAUGGGAAUGAGCAAAAGUUCUCUCAGAGUCACUGCUGAAUUAAAUAUCAGAGAGUCUACAUGAGAGAGCGCCACACACCUGUUUUCCUCACUUCCUCUGCGUCUAAAGAGUUCCUGCCUUACUAUCUAAGUAUGAACAUCUUAGAAUGUGUCCCUUCCGACUCAAACCUUUCACUUUAGAGAACGGGGCAGAUCGGGGAAAUCAUGCUGGCGCAUCCUCAUGGUGAGCCACCAGGUCAGUUUCCCCAGGAAUCACACCAGGAAGCAAGCAGCAGGUUAAGUGCUGGGAAUACGAGGGAAGCUCUGGGACCAGUCACCUUCCAUUUUGGAAGGGAGUUUGCACUAGACCAUUUCUCUCACACCAGAGGAGCCUUUCUUUCCAAGGUGGGGAAUGGAAGCACAGUAGGAAUAAAAUUCCAAGGAUUCCUCCGUUGGAGUCAGUAUACUCAGCACAGAAGGCAGUGGAAGGAAUGUUCUGAGUCCUGCUAUUUGCUAAGAAGGGCACAUGGAGGCUCUCUUUCAAAGCCCCUGUUCCUAAUCCAGCUUUAAAUUUUGAUAAGGAAUGUGCUGUUUGUUGUUGUCGUUGUUCCAUGACUUCAUUAAUUAUGGAAAUUUGGGGCUGAGGGAUUAGUUAUUUUAUUGGGGGGACCCCACGAGGUUUUCUGUGCUCUCUGUAUUUUGGGGGGCUCUUGGAGCUGCAAGCCCGUUUCCAAGAGCAGUGAGGCAGUUUUGUUGGAGAACUUGUCUUUCCCUAUUGUGAUAGGUCUGAUUGGGAAAUCCAUCCGAUAAUCGGUAAGGCUCACAGGGAGAGGAUCAAAAGCAUUUAGCAUUGGCCUGCUUCCCGUCCUCCUCUCUCCCUGUUCCUCUCCCCACUCCUGCGUUGCAAAGUGAUUUAAUCCAAACCCCCAGUUGCUAAGAAUAGAAUGCUUUUAAGGAGCUUGCUCAGCCAGCUUGCCGUGCCCUCUGACACCUACGACCUAUGCCCUCUGGCCCCAGCAGCUGGACCUCUCAUGACCUCACCUCUGACUUCAGCAGCCAAGUGUGAAUGCAAAGAAAGAGCAAAGCCCAGAGAAGGGAGUCUCUGGCCUGACGCGGCUGCCGGGCUCCUUGCUGGGUUAGGAUGGAGCUCGAGUUUUCCCAGCUGAAGGGAUGAUCUUUCGUUAUCUUUUUCCAAUCCUGCUCAUCCUGUAGCAUAAAUGAAGUGCACUAUUAAACAGAAUAGUUUUUUUAGAA